AGAAACUAACUUGAGCUGUAAACUUUCACCUAAAGCACAGUUUAAAAAAUUAAAAAUACCACUUUUAUGUACGACUUUAAAAAAUUACUACUUACCCCAGACUAUGACCCCCAGACACCCUUCUAACACAGAACUAAAGCCAUUUCCGAAAUUCGCCUUUCAGCCAAAGAUUAGACAGGCCUAUAAAACAAACAAUAACACACGUGAGGAGCGUGAGGAGCGUGCUUCUUAGUUCAGUCAAGUAUAGGAGACCAAAUGGACAAUAACUGGCCAAAACAAAGACGAGAAGGCGGGAAGGGACAGGAAAACUGGACAAAUGGACCCGGGAACCGCGGUGUGGAAGGAAAGGGGCAGAGAGCUGACAAUUAGGGGGAUUGCAACCAAUGUCAUGAAACAAUUUGUGUAUAAAUUUUUGAAUAAGAAAUUAAUUUGCUCUGUAAACUGUCACCUAAAGCACAAUAAAAUAAUAAUAAUAAAAUAUCUAUUUAGACUCUUGGCUUUAAGGCCAUAGCUCUUUUCGCAUGGUAACAUGCUUUCAGCAAUCCCCAGCAGGUGGACUCAGCCGGCCCUCUCAGGCAGUCGUGCCUCCAACCAAUAAGGGGGAGAAUUCGUUCUUUCGGGAAGGGACUGCGUUUACUGGCUUCAGCCAAACCGCCGUUGAGCGCCCUUAGAACAAGCUGGGGGAAGCUGGAACUUUCUCCUCCUUUCUCAAGGUUCUGCAGCUCCGAGUCAGAGGCGGGUAAGGCCUGCGUACCGCCCCGCACCCGCCUCACACGGCCGGAUCCUCCCCUGGCCCGCGGCGCCUCCAGCAGAGUCUGCCAGGGCGGGCCUGGUGGCUCUCGGCUCGCCGAGAAGGCGCGGGAACGUUCGCGGCGGCCUGGGCAGGAGGCGGGUCCCGGGCUACAACAGAAUAUAAAGCUGCUGGAAGCGGAGCCGAGCAGAUCUAAGCUAAGCGGGCGGGAAAAGAACCGCGAGGAGAGCAGCACUGCUGAGCCGCACCGACUCCCGCAGCCUUGCGCAUCUGACUCGGCAUCCAACUCGUCCCGAGGAGCGCGAAAAGCCACAGCCAUGUCCGGCCGGAGGGAAGUGGCUAUCGGCAUCGAUCUGGGCACCACGUAUUCGUGCGUGGGCGUGUUCCAACACGGCCGAGUGGAGAUCCUCGCCAAUGACCAGGGCAACCGCACGACGCCCAGCUAUGUGGCCUUCACCGACACCGAGCGGCUGGUGGGCGACGUGGCCAAGAGCCAGGCGGCCCUGAACCCGCAAAACACGGUGUUCGACGCGAAGCGGCUGAUCGGGCGCAAGUUCGCCGACGCGACUGUGCGGUCAGACAUGAAGCACUGGCCCUUUCAGGUGGUGAGCGAGGGCGGCAAGCCCAAGGUACGCGUCUCUCACCGCGGGGAGGACAAGGCCUUCUACCCCGAGGAGAUCUCGGCCAUGGUGCUGAGCAAGAUGAAGGAGACGGCGGAGGCGUACCUGGGCCAGCCAGUGAAGCACGCGGUGAUCACAGUGCCGGCCUAUUUCAGCGACUCGCAGCGCCAGGCUACCAAGGACGCGGGCGCCAUCGCGGGGCUCAACGUGUUGAGGAUCAUCAAAGAGCCCACGGCGGCCGCCAUCGCCUACGGGCUGGACCGGCGGGGCGCCGGAUAGCGCAACGUGCUCAUUUUUGACCUGGGUGGAGGCACCUUCGACGUGUCGGUCCUCACUAUCGAAGCUGGUGUCUUUGAAGUGAAGGCUACGGCUGGAGACACCCACCUGGGUGGAGAGCGCGACAACCGGCUGAUGAACCACUUCGUGGAGGAAUUCCGCCGGAAGCACGUGAAGGACUUGAUGGGGAACAAGCGGGCCCUGCGCAGGCUACGCACGGCCUGUGAGCGCACCAAGCACACCCUAUCCUCCAGCACCCAGGCCACCCUGGAGAUUGACUGCCUGUUCGAGGGCUUGGACUUCUACACGCCCAUCACUCGAGCUCGCUUUGAGGAGCUGUGCUCAGACCUCUUCCGAAGCACUCUGGAGCCCGUGGAUGCCAAGCUGGACAAGGCCCAGAUUCACGACAUCGUCCUGGUGGGCGGCUCCACCCGCAUCCCCAAGGUGCAGAAGCUGCUGCAGGACUUCUUCAGCGGCAGGGAGCUGAACAAGAGCAUCAACCCGGAUGAGGCCGUGGCCUAUGGGGCUGCUGUGCAGGCAGCAGUGCUGAUGAGAGACAAGUGUGAGAAAGUGCAGGAUCUCCUGCUGCUAGAUGUAGCACCCCUGUCCCUGGGGCUGGAGACAGCAGGCGGGGUAAUGACCACACUGAUCCAGAGGAAUGCCACCAUCCCCACGAGGCAGACCCAGACGUUCACCACCUACUCAGACAACCAGCCUGGGGUCCUGAUCCAAGUUUAUGAGGGUGAGAGGGCCAUGACCAGGGACAACAACCUGCUAGGGCGCUUUGAGCUCAGUGGCAUCCCUCCUGCCCCACGGGGAGUCCCUCAGAUUGAGGUGACCUUCGACAUUGAUGCCAAUGGCAUUCUGAAUGUUACAACCAUUGACAGGAGCACAGGCAAGGCUAACAAGAUCACCAUCGCCAAUGACAAAGGCCGACUGAGCAAGGAGGAUGUGGAGAGGAUGGUGCAUGAGGCUGAGCAGUACAAGGCUGAGGAUGAGGCCCAGAGGGACAGGGUGGCUGCCAAAAACUCCCUAGAGGCCUAUGUCUUUCAUGUGAAGAGCUCCUUGCAAGAGGAAGGCCUUAGGGAUAAGAUUCCUGAAGAGGACAGGCGCAGAGCACAAGGCAAGUGUCAGGAAGUCCUCGUCUGGCUGGAGCGCAACCAGCUGGCAGAGAAGGAUGAGUAUGAGCAUCAGAAGAGGGAGCUGGAGCAAAUGUGUUGCCCCAUCUUCUCCAGGCUCUAUGGGGGACCUGACAUUCCUAGAGGCAGCAGCUGUGGGGCUCAAGCCUGCCAGGGAGCGUCCAGUACUGGCCCUGUCAUUGAAGAAGUGGAUUAAAUAGCUCCUGGUGACAAGGCAGCUGUGACUGUCAAGACUGGCUUGUGGGCCCUCUAGACUGUGUUCUGUAAUACUGCCCUGUAACUUCAGGGGUAGGGGUGGGGAGGAGCUCCUGAAACAGGGAGAUUUCUUCUCAGUAUAUUUUAUAACUGAAGUCUCUGUCAUUUGACUUUUUUCACUUUAAUUCUCUUCUUCCAUUUCAAACAAGCAGGAGUCAUUAAUGUAUCAUUAAUAGUGCAGCUCUUUAAUGUGUGAAAAUUGUUUUCACCUACAUUUUGUGUAUUUUGUUACUUGCGUGUAUGGAUUAUGUCAUUUGAAAUAAAUAUCUAAAUAAGUUUUUAAAAUGCCUUCUUAGUUUUCAUUUCUGCAUAUUAAGUACAUGAAGGGGCUGAUUUUUCAGAAGCAGAAAAUGUUGGGGUCAGUGCUGAAAGAGGAAUGUGAAGAAAGAGGAAUGUGAAGAAAAUACACAAGAUUGUGUGCAUGAUUUCUAAAGGGGAAAACAGGAUAAGGGAAAGAGUUUGAGAUAGACCCAUUGAGACAGUAUUGAAGUGUGAGGGUUAGUAGAGAGGAGACAACUGUGGCUUAUAAUUCAGAAGACUCGGGGUGGAGAUGGAAUUGGAAAAGCAGAGAAUGAAGAGAAACUGAAGUCCUGGCAAGGUAACUACUCCCAUGUGUGACCGUAAGAUAAAAAGUCUAUUGGGAGCCUAGUUUAGUUCGUGAGUGUAUGUGUCCUAAUAACAUUGACAAAUAGUUUGCAUGCUGGUUAGCUGUCUCAAAUCAUGUCACUUGAUACAAUGUUCUUUGAGAGAAGAGAGUCCAAGUCCUGAACUCCGGGGAGUAGAAUAUUAGGGUAGGUCUAGUGGUGUGAUUAGGGUUACUAUUGACUUUAUCUAUGUAGGAGAAAUAGCAUGGCCCCAUCUGGUUUGUGCUAAUGGGCGCUUGGAUGAGAAUAACAGCAGCAACAGUAAUAAUAAUACCUACAUGAAACACAGUAUAAUAUAAUGGCUAUAUUGGAACCAGCCUGCAUGGAUUUUCAGCUCUGCCACUUUAUAUACUGUGCAAGUUCACCUCUCUGAGCUUCAGUUUCCCCUUCUAUAUACUCGGGAUGAUAAUAAUAAGAGUGCCUACUAGAGGAUUGUUGUGAAGGUUAAAUUAAUACAUGUAAGAGGAAAGAAGAGUGUUAGGCAUAAGUCAACUAUCAACAAAUAUUUGCUAUUACUAAAUAUUAUAAGUUGAGGUACUUGACAUACAGGAUAUAAUUUUAUCCUCACAGCAACAUCAUGGGAUAUUAUCCCUUUUUGAAGAAGAAGAUUCUGAGGUUCAAAGUGAUUAAACAACUUAUUCAGGGCCACAAAGCUGUUAAGUAGCUGAGGGUGGGGGUAGAGAGGGCUGACAUUAAGAAAUCUGACCAGCCUGAUUCUAGAGCCUAUCUAUUGUCACCCCACAAAUAGGCCAUAACUCCACUAAUUACCAGACCUUCCCCCAGGUACUGUGAAAUUGGACAUAUUCGUUUAGAAUAGUUGGAUGCUGAGCACUCAGAGAAAAAGUGUACAUUUUUUGGUACAUUUACAUUGUUAAGUGAAUAUUUGUGUGUUUUUAUAGCAAGUGACUAACCCUAGGAAAUAUCCUUGGGCUCAACUUUACUGCCAGUCAGCUAAAUGACAAUAUAAGAGCAAGGAUAAAUCUGCAUGACAUAAAUCUGCAAUCAUCUCAGAAAUAAAGGUAGGCUUGGACAGAGCAAUGCUACACGGUAUUUAGCUAAGGAUGAUCCCUUGCAAGUGGAGAGGAGGUUGUACUCACAACCCACUUGCCCAUGACUGUCAUUUCACAUUUUAACUGUUCUCUUUUUCUGAACCUGAACCAAGUCCUUUGCUGCCUGGCUUCACAAUGAAGGAAACUGCAACAAAGAGAUAGGGUAACAGGCACACUCUAUUACAUUCGUCCUUUCCUGAGUUUCGUCCCAAGUUCCAACAUUCACCAUUCCAACCUGUUUGCACUUUCCAACAGGAAUGAUGACACUUACUGGAUUUAGAAAUCGUAGCACUUCAGUAGUAUACCACAUUCUCUUUCCCUCCUUCCUUUCUUAAAAACACACAAACAAACAAAACACAUACAGUGUAUAAGAAGGAAAAUUUAUAGUGCUCACUUUUGAAAACAUCUCAGAUCCUCCCAUCUGGCUAGUACCUAUUUUUCUAUAGAGAGUGUCAUGGAUUGAAUUUAUGUCCCCCCAAAAUGUGUUUCAACUUGGCUAGGCCAUGAUUCCCAGGAUUGUGUGGUUGUCCUCCAUUUUGUGAUCUGAUGUAUUUAUCCUGUGUG
This is a messenger RNA of Trichechus manatus latirostris (Florida manatee), 5298 nucleotides long. Its product is annotated as putative heat shock 70 kDa protein 7. Gene Ontology annotation, molecular function: ubiquitin protein ligase binding; ATP-dependent protein folding chaperone; ATP binding. Bases 1069 to 1650 code for a protein of 193 amino acids. The record is from RefSeq and is a predicted model, not a curated record. The transcript has a single exon. Gene Ontology annotation, cellular component: blood microparticle; cytoplasm; nucleus. NCBI's taxonomy places the organism in Eukaryota, Metazoa, Chordata, Mammalia, Sirenia, Trichechidae.